UGUUUGUUUGUUAUGGGAAGCAGAGGACCAAGCAAGCCUUUAUCAGAGCCUAUCAUAGAGCAAAGAGGAGGAGAAAAGGCCUCUGAGGUUUAUAGAGACGGAAGGUUGAUUCUUCUUUUCGAGGCCAGUUCAUCGGGCACUUCCUUCGGAUUAUUCAGCGUAAAAGAUGAGUACACUGGAUGCAACUAGGGCAGAACUAGGUCUUAUUGUUUUGUAUUUGAACAAGGCAGAAGCCAGGGACAAGAUAUGCCGUGCUAUACAAUAUGGUUCCAAAUUCUUGAGUAAUGGAGAGCCUGGUACAGCCCAGAAUGUUGACAAAUCAACCACCUUGGCACGGAAAGUUUUCCGUCUUUUCAAGUUUGUCAAUGACUUGCAUGCUCUUAUCAGUCCAACUGCACCAGGAACUCCCCUCCCUCUGAAUUUGCUAGGAAAGUCCAAAAAUGCAUUACUGUCAACUUUCUUGUUUCUUGAUCAAAUUGUGUGGCUUGGUAGAACGGGAAUUUAUAAGAACAAGGAACAGACUGACCUAAUUGGCCGCAUCUCUCUCUAUUGUUGGAUGGGUUCCUCAAUUUGUAGCACUUUGGUUGAGAUUGGGGAGCUUGGAAGACUUUCUGCAUCAAUGAAGAAGUUGCAAAGGGAUCUUAAUAACAGUGAUAAGUAUCAAAAUGAGCAAUAUCGUGCCAAACUUAAACAAUCAAACGAGAGGUCUCUGGCCCUGAUCAAAGCAGGCAUGGAUAUUGUAGUAGCUGUUGGACUGCUUCAAUUGGCACCCAAAAAAGUUAGUCCCCGUGUAACCGGAGCGGUUGGAUUUGUUAGCUCGCUUAUCUCUUGUUAUCAGUUGCUUCCAUCGCCAGCCAAGUCCAAGGCACCAUGAGAAGAGAAACAAACAUCUCCUCAAUGAGCUUCAAUGUUGUCUAAAUAAUUAUUUAGACUUGUAUGAGAUCAAAACUUGGUAUGAGCUUUAAGCAAUUUGCCCACAAGCAGUGUAAUCUUUGCAAUCUCAUCCUCGACCUAACUGCACGAUUAUGUCGGCUUAUUGUAUACCGUGGAUUUACUUGUAAUUAGACAUACUUGUCGAUCUAUGAUGCAUGAUAGUAUUUUAUAUCCCUA
Juglans regia (Persian walnut) is the source of this 1110-nucleotide messenger RNA. RefSeq names its product peroxisomal membrane protein 11C. The transcript is spliced from 8 exons. The record is from RefSeq and is a predicted model, not a curated record. Gene Ontology annotation, biological process: peroxisome fission; regulation of peroxisome size. Lineage: Eukaryota; Viridiplantae; Streptophyta; Magnoliopsida; Fagales; Juglandaceae. Bases 167 to 874 code for a protein of 235 amino acids. Gene Ontology annotation, cellular component: peroxisomal membrane.